This is a messenger RNA of Musa acuminata subsp. malaccensis (wild Malaysian banana), 2714 nucleotides long. RefSeq names its product U-box domain-containing protein 17. Gene Ontology annotation, biological process: protein ubiquitination. The record is from RefSeq and is a predicted model, not a curated record. NCBI's taxonomy places the organism in Eukaryota, Viridiplantae, Streptophyta, Magnoliopsida, Zingiberales, Musaceae. Gene Ontology annotation, molecular function: ubiquitin-protein transferase activity; protein binding.
GUUCCCAUGAAUUCCCUAAAUCACCCCUCCAUCUCUUGCUCGCAUAAGAAGGUAAAUGUGGAAUUUUGUUAUUCCUGGACUCCAAAUUCCAAAACUAACCCCGAGGUGACAUAAUCCCAUCGCCCGCCACCGAACUGGAACCCUAAUAUCCCUUAUCUUCCCACCCGCGCCCCGCGACCGAGCCAUGACCUCACCGUUCGCUUUCCUCUCUGUCCGCCGCCGGCGGUCUCCCCUCUCCGGCAUGUUCUUCGCACCCGGCGACCUCGCGGGCUUCGCCCUCGUGCACGCCCUCGCUGCCCUCUCCGCGGAUGUCGCCCGCUGCCCCUCCAGAUUCCAGCGCUGCAACGCGCGGUCCCUCGUCCGCAGGCUGCGCAUCCUGUCUGCCCUCUUCGAAUUCCUCGAGGAGUCCUUCGCCUCCUCUCCUUCCUCCCCCCUCCCGCCGCGGUUUCCCUCCUCGGCGGCGCUUUGCCUCAAGGAGCUCUACAUCUUCGUCUACCGGUCCAAGAUCCUCCUCGAGUACUGCUCCCAGUCGAGCCGGCUCUGGCUUUUGUUGAGGAACCCCCAAAUCUCCGGCAGCUUCCACGACCUCGCCCGGGAACUGGCCACGCUUCUCGACGUCAUCCCUCUCGACGAUCUCCUCCUCACCGUUGACAUUCGCGAGCAUCUCGAGCUCCUCCGGCGGCAGUGCAAACGGUCCGAGCUUUUUAUCGACCCCUAUGACGAGGAGCUCCGCCGCAAAAUCCACUCAUUCUUGCGUCGGCUGGAGACCGGCGUGCUGCCGGAUCCGGCGGAGCUCCGGAGCACGUUCGUCGACGGUCUGGGUAUCCAGGAUGCCAGGGCUUUCCGGACCGAGAUUGAGUUCUUGGAAGAGCAGGUCUUUAAUCAAGAGGAAGACAUGGAUCUGCCCGUCGUCGGUGGAGUCAUUGCGCUCACCCGGUAUUGUAGAUUCUUGUUUUUUGGGUUCCAAGAAAUGGAAUUCGGAAGGCCUUUCGGCGAUCAAGGUAGGAUAUCAAGGAGGCGAUUGUCGAGUCUUGGGAGUAGUGUAAGCCAGGGAAGUGCUGAUUUCUCGUUGACGAUCCCCAAGGACUUCUGCUGCCCGAUAUCGCUCGAUCUGAUGAAGGAUCCGGUGGUCGUUUCCACCGGCCAGACCUACGAUCGCGCUUCCAUCACUCAGUGGAUCGAAGAAGGGCAUCGAACUUGCCCUAAUUCCCGCCAGACGCUCGCGAACAGCCGGCUCAGGCCAAACAGAGCUCUCAGAAACCUGAUUUCCCAGUGGUGUGCUGCUUAUGGAAUCCCGUACGGAACUCCCGAGGGCACGGGCACUUCAGCUGAGAGCACUGUGGCAGCAUGUAGCAGCAAGGCAGCAAUCGAAGCAAACAGAGCCACAGCUAGAAUUUUAGUGCAGCAGCUGUCUGCUGGUUCACAGGAAUGGAAGACCGUCGCUGCCCGUGAACUCCGGUUGCUGGCGAAGACCGGGAAGGAGAACAGGUCGUUAAUUGCUGAGGCUGGGGCCAUCCCUCUCCUAUGCCGACUGCUCCAUUCCACAAACCCGGUUGCUCAAGAGAAUGCAGUGACUGCGAUACUGAACAUAUCUAUUCACGACAGUAACAAGAGAUGGAUCAUGGAGGAGGAAGGAUGUUUGAAAUUGAUUGUUUAUGUUAUGAUACAUGGAUUGACUACCGAGGCAAGGGAGAAUGCGGCAGCCACAUUGUUCAGCUUAUCUGCUGUUCACGAGUUCAAGAAAAUGAUUGCUGAUGAGCAGGGUGCUGUGAUGGCAUUGGCCAAUUUGCUGAUGCAGGGAAGCACAAGAGGGAAGAAAGAUGCUGUGAUGGCCUUGUUCAAUCUUUCGACCCACCCUGGAAGCUGGUCUCCCAUGUUGGACAUGGGAGCUGUUUCAGCGCUGGUGGGAGCACUGAGAGACGAAUGUGUGGCCGAAGAGGCUGCAGGUGCUCUGGCAUUUCUCAUGAGGCAGCCUUUUGUGGCGCAGACAAUUGGUGGUGAGGACACUGCAAUCACAAACCUGGUGGGAAUAAUGAGGAGAGGAACCCCGAAGGGGAAGGAGAAUGCAGUUGCAGCUUUGCAGGAGAUGUGCCAAAGUGGUGGUUUGGCUGUAACACAAAAGGUAGCCAGGAUGCAAGUGUUGAGUGGCUUGAUUCGGACCAUCUCGUUAACUGGGACAAAGAGGGCCAGAAGAAAGGCUGCAUUACUUUCUAAGUUGUGCCAGAGAUGUGAGGCACCUACAGCCAUGGCAUUUGGAAAUGACUGGCUUGCGGAUCGGACAUUAGCGAGAACCAACUCCGUGAGGGGUUCCAGUUUCCGCAGCGGGAACCUAUCAGUCUCUGUGUCCAUGACCAUUCAAGUACCUGUGCUGUAGCUUCGAUGUUCAUUCCACAGCGGGAACCUAAGCCUGUUGGAAAGAUUCUUGUAUUUACGCUUGGGUAAAAUUGCCGGCAAGAGACCAAUUGAUACUGUUGUAUGUAUGUAUGUACCAUGUAAUACAUGCUCUGUAAAUAAUGGUGCAACUUCCUGCGUGUUUAGGUUAUGCCAUCAUUUGAUAGAUGCUUGCAAGCAUUGAUACGGUUAGAUUACGAUAGCAUUGGUGGAAAACUGUGUUGUUCCUUUGUGAAAUAGUAGGAAUUGGGGAGCUGAAAUCUGAUGCUGCUCAUUUCCAAACAGUGCUGUGAAGUACAAGAUUACUGAUUGCUUUUGUUGAA